Fukomys damarensis (Damara mole-rat) is the source of this 6490-nucleotide messenger RNA. RefSeq names its product septin 3 (gene Septin3). Gene Ontology annotation, cellular component: neuron projection; septin ring; septin complex. NCBI's taxonomy places the organism in Eukaryota, Metazoa, Chordata, Mammalia, Rodentia, Bathyergidae. The transcript has 11 exons. Bases 880 to 3369 code for a protein of 829 amino acids. Gene Ontology annotation, biological process: cytoskeleton-dependent cytokinesis. The record is from RefSeq and is a predicted model, not a curated record. Gene Ontology annotation, molecular function: GTP binding; GTPase activity; molecular adaptor activity.
CCAGAUCAUCUCUGUUAUUUCUGUCAUCACUAUGGCAGAGGCAACCCUGGACUGUGGCCGUGCAACCAUCCCAGCCCUCUGGCUGAGGCUGGCUGAGAAUCCACGUUGUCGGAGACAGGCUGGUUGGCUUUACGUGCCUUCUCAGGACCAGGCACAGGGCUGGAUCACCUUCACACCCUCAGGCUUUUAAAGGUAGAGUAUAGGGUUUAGCUGGCAAGAGCUGGAGCCCUGGAAAUGGCUGUUUAAGGGGAAAGACCCAAGCUCUAGGGAUCCCAGCUUGCUUCAAGACAUGAGGGUGAUGAGCUGAGGGUCACUGAGCCCAGAAGGGCAUGGGGGGCUGCAGAGGGAAAGCGGGAGUAAGGCUGGCCUGGGGACAGCCAGAGUGACGCCAUCUUUGCAGUAUCAUUGUUUUUACUGGGCACAUGUUUCCUGGGGCUGUUCUGUGGGACACAGUAUACCUGGGGGUCAGGGGCAGCCAGGCACCCCACCCCAGCCCUGCGUUCAGAGCAGCUCAGCCUGGCUGUUGUGAGACUCCCGCAGCCCUUUAGGAUUCCAGAGGCUCAGAGCAGCCAUUCACUGACACCCACUCCCAAGGAGCCAGCUCCUCCCACCCAUGGCCCAGUCGGGCCACUGGGGAUGUAGCUGGAGGGACAGGUUCCAGGCCUGGAUGCUGAGUGGGAGCCCUGGAGGGCAGCAGGAGAAGAAGGUCCCUGAGCCGUCAUCAUGGCCAGCCUCUGGGUGCAGAGGUGAGGGCCCCAGCUUCCCAGAGCAAGAAUCAUCAGCUCUGGUCUUCUGAUUAAGCCUGCAGUGUCAGCUGGCGGUUCUGUCAUCGGGACUUUUUCUUUCCUGUGAUCCCCCGGGGAAAGCUGAACAGCCCAGAUGGAACACAACUUUGCCCUUGUUCCUCUGGAGAUGCAGCCGCAUGGAGCACCAGGCCCCGGAACCACCUUCUCUCACAGACACACUCUGGGGCACCCUACCCACCCCUCACGGCUCUCCGGAGGGGUGACUCCGCUCAUCCCUGUCCUCAGGAAGACUGUCCGUCUGGAUGCCUUUCCUCAAAGCCACGUCCAGACUUCCAGUCGACUGGGUAUGAGAGCCAGGGCGCAGAGCAUGUCCCCACAGGAUCCUGGCAUUGCCCCAGGGGCUUCGAGGAGUCCCCCGCCUGCCAACAGCCUUGUGCCCAGGAAACUCAGCUCCAUUUCCUUAACAAUCCGUCAGAACAGCCACACACGGCCCCUGGUCCCUGUGCUGUCUCCCUGGGAAGAGCUGCCUACCCUGGGCAGAGAGGCUGCCACCCACGGAGGAGGGAGGCUGUCUGCUCCACGUUCACCCGCCUUGGCCCUAAGGCCAGACAGCAGGGUCCACUCUGAGGGCCCAGGGAACCCAGGUCUGAGCAAAUCCAGCAGGACACCCACAGUGGAGAAGCCUGUGGUGGGCUCAUACCUGGCCUUACCUUUUCAGUCCAGGCUAAGCCCGAGCUCAUUGAGUCCCCCAGGGCCAGGCCCCUCGGGUCAAGGGUACACCAGAACUUCUCCAGGAAGAGGCAAGUCCCAGGCCAGAGGUAUUCCUAGACCCCGGCUAUGUCUCCAAAGGGCCACCUCUGUUAUGAAUCUGGCUGCUGUGCACACAGCAAGGCCAGAUGUAGCCAGACGUUUAACCACAAUGGCCACCAAAGGACCUAGCUUGGCUGCCAGUCUGCCCACACCAGACACAUCCAGACUGGACACAGGCACAGAGUUUUCUGCUGUGGAUACCAAGUGGGGCUCAGCCAUGGAUUUAUCUACAGCAGGUACAGCCAAGCCAGGCAAAGCCAGGAAUUUGGCUACUGCAGGCACAAACAAAUCUGGCACAGCCAUGAACUUGGCUACAGCAGAGACAACCAAGCUGGCCAAGGUCAUGAAUUUGGCAACCACAGAACGAGAUGAGCUGGGCAAAUCCAUGGUUACAGCAGAUGCAGCCAAGCCAGGUAUGACCACAAGGGGCACAGCAAUGGCUUGGGCGAUACCACAUCCACGCGAGUUGGGUACGACCAGAUUGGACACAGCCGUGGCUUUGAUGACAGCAAAACCAGCUGAGCUGGGCCCAGCUAUGGAUUCUCCUGCUUUGGACAGAAGUAGACUUGGUACAGCUAUGGGUUCAGGUGUGCUGGUCACUCCAGACCCAGCCGAUGGGAAGAAGAAGCCAGGUAAUGUUAAUAACCUGGCCACGUCAGACAUUGCUAUCUACCCACUAAUGCCAAGCAGAGGCCCAGAACCAGCCCAGGACCUUGCCACAGCGGAUGCUGCUACAAAGCCUGCUGCACUGGACCUGGCCCGAGAAUGCAAAGGGCUCCCCGAGACCAGGACGGACGCAGCCAUGUCAGAGCUGGUGCCCGAGCCCAGGCCUAAGCCGGCAGUGCCCAUGAAGCCCAGCAUCAACUCCAACCUGCUGGGCUACAUUGGCAUCGACACCAUCAUCGAGCAGAUGCGCAAGAAGACUAUGAAGACCGGUUUUGACUUCAACAUCAUGGUGGUGGGCCAGAGUGGACUGGGCAAGUCAACGUUGGUCAACACACUCUUCAAAUCCCAAGUGAGCCGCAAAGCCGCCAGCUGGAACCGGGAGGAGAAGAUUCCCAAGACGGUGGAGAUCAAAGCUAUUGGGCAUGUGAUUGAGGAAGGUGGUGUCAAAAUGAAGCUGACUGUCAUCGACACCCCAGGCUUCGGAGACCAGAUCAACAAUGAAAACUGCUGGGAGCCCAUUGAGAAGUACAUCAACGAGCAGUACGAGAAGUUCUUGAAGGAGGAGGUGAACAUUGCCAGGAAGAAGCGAAUUCCUGAUACUCGUGUCCACUGCUGCCUCUACUUCAUCUCCCCCACUGGACACUCCUUGCGACCCCUGGACCUCGAGUUCAUGAAGCACCUCAGCAAAGUGGUGAACAUCAUCCCCGUCAUCGCCAAGGCCGACACCAUGACCCCGGAGGAGAAGUCUGAAUUCAAGCAGAGGGUUCGUAAGGAGCUCGAAGUAAAUGGCAUUGAAUUCUACCCCCAGAAGGAGUUUGAUGAGGACUUGGAGGACAAGACUGAGAACGACAAAAUCAGGCAGGAGAGCAUGCCUUUUGCUGUGGUGGGAAGUGACAAGGAAUACCAGGUGAAUGGCAAGAGGGUCCUCGGCAGAAAAACCCCCUGGGGGAUCAUCGAAGUGGAAAAUCUCAACCACUGUGAGUUUGCCCUACUUCGAGACUUUGUUAUCAGGACCCACCUCCAGGACCUCAAGGAAGUGACACACAACAUCCACUAUGAGACUUACAGGGCCAAGCGGCUCAAUGACAAUGGAGGCCUCCCUCCGGUGAGCGUGGACACAGAGGAAAGUCACGACAGUAACCCAUGAUGAGCCUUUUCUGUGUCAUCACACAUACCCUGCUCUCCACACACACGUCCCAGAUACCACCUCCAGCCACCUUCUUCCAGCCCUGUCCCACGGGCCUGUCCAGUGUUGUGGAACAUCUUGUCUACAUUGUGUGAGUGUGUGUGCAUAUGGGGUGUGUGUGCACGUGUGUAAGUGCCUGUGCGUGAGUGCAUGGGGUGAGGUAUUUUCAUUGCUCUCCCUGGAAAGCCCCUUGUAAGUCUGGUUCCUCCAUGAUUGUCCACUCUUCGUCUCUCUUCCUGUGUCCUAGAACAAAGCCGAGCACUUCACUCAUGAAGUCUGGGGAGGUUUGAUUGAAAAAUGAUGGGAGUAGGUGACUCUUUCCUACCUCUCAUCCCAACCACAGACUGGGGCUGCGUAUUCUCCACGGACAGGGGGUUAAGUUAGACCAGUGUUGGGGCAGGAGCUCGGGAUACCUCCCUGUAAGUUGGGACCCUGGGCUAAGGCUAGGACUUCCGGGGGAAGGAAAAAGGAGGGUUUCUAGGGGCUCAGAGAUGCGUGUCUCAGCUGGGUUCCUACAGAAAGAAUCAGUGCCUGGGCCAGGGAUGUAGCUCAGUGGUUCCACGCCUGCCUCAGCACCUGCCUCACAAGCGCAAGGACCUGAGGUCGAUCCCCGGUACAAAAAAAAAAGGAAUCAGUGCCUGAAAGUGGGGCUCCACCCUGUGGUCGAGGUCCCUGUCCACAAGCUACCACUUGUCACUGUUCAGACCGCGCUGCUUUCCACGCUCACCCUACCUCUGUUCCCUGGCCACUUUCCCGCUUUCAGUUCUUUUCCCUCUCCCUCUGUCCCUCAUAUAUUCUUUUUUUCCCUCCCUCUUGUCCAUUUCUGACAUCUGUCACAUCCUUGUAGGUGAAUCCUUUUAGCUCGAUUUCUACUUUCAGAAUUUAUGGCCAGUCUACUUCCAAAAAAUGACUAGACUACCCUAAAUUUACAACAAAAAGCCUGGGACAGUACAGGCUGAGAUCACAAGAGAAAUCGGUACCAUCGAGAAUAGGACAGAUAGUUUCAGUAGCUGGGGGCUGAAAUUGGCCCUGAACCCAUGGGCAGCCAAAAGCAAAGGAGCCACGGUGAGUCCUGCAGUUCCCAGGGCCCGCACAUGUGCCAGUCCAGCCAGACAGCCUUCUGGGUAGAGGGAGGGUGCAUACUAGAAGGGCUAAUUUUGAAGAAGUAUCAGAAACAAUGGACUGUGUUUCUUUCUCAGAGGUUUGGCUUCAGAGACAAAUCUUAGAUCACAGCUCCCUCUUCUCAGACGUCUCUGUUCAGCUGGCUUCUCUGAGGCUCCUUUGGCCUCAUCCAUACCAAACACCUUCUUCUCUUCUCCUCUGAUCACUUUUCUGCUCAAGCGAAUUCCAUUUAUGCCUGUCCUCCUCUGCUUUCACCCUCCUCUUGAUUCAUGUAGUAGACAUUCCCAGUGAUACCACAAUCAUACAGUUAGCCUUUUCUUGCCUUUCCUGUAAGUCCUGUAUUAAUGUAUAUAUUUCCUUUGUUUAUUGCACAAGUAUUCUUUCUCCUUUAAUCUGUAGUAGUAUUGCUGAAAUUUGGGCCUGGGGAGUCAAUGUAGCCUUAGGCAAGAGAAAACACCCUAUAAUACUGUUUAUACCCCGCCUCGUGUCCCAACUCCUGGUCCAACCUAGGUGUUGAACUGGUCCCCUCUGAAUAUCAGCAUUUAUAAUUCCAGUCCUUAAUCAUUCAGGUACUAGGAAAAAACAUUCAAGACCCAAGAUUGAAGGGACCAGGAGAAAGAGGAGGGGUGAUCAGGUCACCAGUGUCCCCAAUCUUGCAGUCUCAGUCUUUCCUGAAGGCUGAUUCACCAAUGGGCCCCUUAUCCUCCCUUGCCCGCAAACUUACCCCAGGGUAGGCACCUGUUGGUCCAGAACGGUAGCAGUGUUAUAGCACAGAGCUUGCUACAUCUCGGCUGGACUGGGCACCCAGUACCCAGCCAGGGAAGACCAAGGGGUGGGGGUGGUGGGUUUGGAGAGGCUGAGCAGGGGAAGGUUGCUUGGCACCCCGAGACCAUGGUCUCAGCCUCCCCGGAGAAGCUGUGUUUAUGUGACUUCUGCCAGCUGCUGGUCUGUGCACCCUCACCCAUCCUCAACCCCCUGCAGGGAGAAGGCCUCUUGGGCACUGUCCUUCCACCCGGGCCAGCCACCCCCUGCCCCUCUGCUGAAUGAAGGCCAUUUCAAGCUGCUUCUCCCUUCAUUCCUCUCAGCUGUUGUUGCUGCAGGGCUGAGCCCCCCUUAAGGCUGUGCUUGUCACCCACCCACCCUCUGCAGGUGGGAGGGGCCGGCUGGCACCUUAGGACAGUUGCUGCCUCCUUUUAGCCAGACUGCUCCUCCCCUCCCUGCGGAACAGAGUUCUCGCCUGCCAGCACUGCCCUGCUCCACCGUCUGUGCCAGCCAGUCCCAGCCCAUCUGUACGGAGAAAGAACUUGCUGAGGGCUGGUUCCGCCCGUACCAGCUACUUGUAACCAUCUCCAGGGGAAAUGACAUUGUUCCCCACCCAUUCAUCUGCACGAGCUACUCCUGGCUUCCUUAAAGUGGCAAGAAGAGCAACUUUUCUGCUUGUCAGAGUCACUGAGGUCAGCCGUGUGAGCCCCAGUGGGGGACACAGGUGUUCAUUGUUUAAAGGUAUUUAAAAAGGUUGGUCACUACAGAUGCAGGGAAGUAAGGGCUAGGGUCGUUUUUUAAAAUAAUCACCCCAGGUGGGCUGGGGAUUUAGCUCGGUAGCACUGUGCCUGCCUCACAAGUAUAAGGUCCUGAGUUUGAUCUCCAGUAUAAAAAAACAACAAAAAACCCCCAGAUAGCUGGUACAUACCUGCCCCACACGUAAUGCGGCCACUUAGCCAGAGUGGUUUUCCCAAGGCUAGAUUACUGGAGUUGACUUCCUCCUCACCCUCCAAAUAAGAAAAUGAACUAAACACACACACACAAUACCUCAGAAACUCCCAUGCUAUACACCGUAGGAAGAAGAACAGCACCUUCCUGUUCACUUAGCAAGAAGAGGGAUCUUUUCCCAGCUACCCCCACUACCCUGAUUUCCUGUCCCUCACCCUGUUAAUGUGAGUAAUGAAUUAGUCUGGCCACA